Messenger RNA from Parathielavia appendiculata, 1196 nucleotides. Its product is annotated as BSD-domain-containing protein. The record is from RefSeq and is a predicted model, not a curated record. Gene Ontology annotation, cellular component: cytoplasm. Lineage: Eukaryota; Fungi; Ascomycota; Sordariomycetes; Sordariales; Chaetomiaceae. Bases 77 to 1042 code for a protein of 321 amino acids. The transcript is spliced from 2 exons.
CGAAACGCGCCUUCAGUGUCUCUAAGUCAGAAAAUUGCAAACAUUUUGAACGGGCCGUAAUCAACCCACGUCGGCCAUGAUGGACAUUGCGUACGACCACAUUCAAGAGUCGACGUUUCCAGAGGAGCACAGCGACUCGCAGUCGGGGAACAAGAAGCCGGCUCCGCAGGCCAGCUUAAACGAGGAUCUGCAGGAUGCUUACCGCGCCUUCUCCUCUAGCCCAUGGGGGGCGCGCAUCGGUGGCUUCUUUGGGAGUGUUGUGAAGCAGGGCGGAACCGUCUACCAUGAGGCCCAAAAGGAGCUUUCAGCCGUGGGUCAGGAUGCGACGCGCGGCCUCACCGACCUGGGGCAGACAAUUAUCAAACACACGCGGAAUCUGUCUCUCAACACAGCUGCUCUUUCAGCAGCAUCAUCGUCAGCGUCAAGAGAACCAGGCGACAAUGCCGAGAUGACGCCCACAGCAGCCAAGGACAUGUCCUUGGAGGACACGCUCAAAGAUUCCGAGACGGUGCUUUCUCGGCUGCGCGGGGAGGCCGCCAAGCGGCUGAAGGAUCUCCAGAAGGCCGAGGACGCAGCAGACGAGGCGCUGCUCCGGUUCGGGUCCAACCUGCGGGACUUCUUCAAAGACGCCAUCAAGAUCGCGCCGCCAACCGGCGACGAGGCAAACAGCCAGGGCAACACCGUACUCUUCGAGAGCAAGGACGCGCACGGCAAGAGGGUAAUUCACACGUCGCGGUUCGAUGCGCAGCUGCAUGUCAUUCACACGUCACCCGAGAGCUUCGCCAAGGAUGGCACGGGCGCCGAGUUCGAGGCUUGGACUAAGACAUUUGAUAUUGACAAGAAGACGGCGGAUAUCAGCAGCGACCUCGAAAAGUAUCCCGAGCUGAGGGUGACGAUGGAGAAGCUUGUGCCGGACCAGGUGGCCUACACUGAUUUCUGGAAGAGAUACUACUUUCUCAGGCACGGCAUCGAAACUGCCGAGGCGCGGAGGAGGGAUUUGCUCAAGGGUAUGCGAGAGGACGACGAAAUUGAUUUCGGAUGAAUCUACGCUAAUUCUCUAUUGCAGCCGCUUCAGCGGAGGAGGAAGUCGGAUGGGAUGAGGAUUCCGAGGAGGAGGACGAAGAUGAAGAGUCGGGUGAGGAGUCGGAUGACGAGGCUGAGAACAGCAAAGCGACCACAGCACCCAAGAGGCCCGG